UAUAAACACUGCGCGAGCUGGCCGGUGCGCUGUCAUACUGAGCGCAAGGCGAGGUGUUCCGGAAGGGAGCGAGAGCGAAACUGACGUGGAUGGAAGAGGAAGAUACUGAUACUGAGAGAGAAAAGAAAGAAAGAGAUUUCAGGAAUAUUACUUUCAAGGACGAGAGAGCGACGUGAAGAAAGACAUAUAUAUGGUAAAAUAACAUCCUGCUUUGACUGAAAACAAGAAAACCAAAUUGAGAGCGGGACUGAACUCGGGGACCUAAAGCGGGUCAUUGGAGAAAUUUGAAAAACGGAAUUCAUUCUGUGGUGUUUUUACAGCUUUAACCGUUUUAAUUCCUCUCGAAUCCGGAGAAGUACAUUUCAUCCAGCGCUCGCCCCAGAGUUGUUGUCCUCGCGCCUCCAUGUAUAAAAUGGAUUACUCCUACCUGAACUCAUAUGACUCGUGCAUGGCGGCCAUGGAGGCAUCGGCCUACGCGGACUUCAGCUCGUGCAGUCAGGCCAGCUCGUUCCAGUACAACCCGAUCCGGACCGGGUUCGGUGCCAACCCGGGAUGCGCACCUCUGAGCACCGCUAGCUGCACACUGGGGUCCCUUCGGGAGCACCAGCCCACACCCUACUCCACAGUUCCAUAUAAAUUCUUCUCCGACCCAUCCGGUUUAAACGAGAAGCGGAAACAGCGGCGCAUAAGGACCACCUUCACGAGCUCACAGCUGAAGGAGCUGGAGCGCGUGUUCGCGGAGACCCACUAUCCCGACAUCUACACGCGCGAGGAGCUUGCGCUCAAGAUCGACCUUACAGAGGCGCGGGUGCAGGUGUGGUUCCAGAACCGGAGGGCUAAGUUCCGUAAGGUGGAGCGUGCAGCCAACUCUAAAUCUGGUAAUGGGACUGGGGGCCCAGGAGGGAACAAUGGCAAUGCUGGGGGGAAAAAGGGUGAGCCCAGAUCUUCCUCAGAUGAUGACGAAUCAAAAGAGUCCAUCUGCAGUCCCACCCCUGACAGCACCGCCUCGCUGCCUGGCUCAGCCAAUGGGAACAUGGGUAGCCCUGCCAGCCUCAGCCCCAGCCCCGCCCCUGCUAAUGGUGGCUACACCAACACCUCCAGCUCCCCCGUUCUACAGGGGCUCAAAUCCCCUGGCUGGCCCAGCCUAGGCCCCGCCCACCCAGGAAUGGCCCAACCCGCAGCCCAGGCUCCAGAGCUGCUGAAGGCGUGGCAGCCGGCAGACAGUAUGACAGGGCCUUUCGCUGGCGUGCUCUCCUCCUUCCACCGGAAACCCAAUGCUCUCAAGACUAACCUGUACUAGAGACAAGGAGCAGAGAUCUCUAGUAUAACUACUGUAUAUCUAUACAGACUAACCUGUACUAGAGACAAGGAGCAGAGAUCUCUAGUAUAACUACUGUAUAUCUAUACAGACUAACCUGUACUAGAGACAAGGAGCAGAGAUCUCUAGUAUAACUACUGUAUAUCUAUACUCUCCUUCCCCCUCUAUCUACUGCCCCCCGGAGUGGGACUAUCCAUUUCAUUUAUUAUUACCCGGACUCUCUAAGUGUAGUUUGUGAAUAUGUGUUUGUGUUGAAGUGUGUGUAACAUGCAUCUCAUAUGGGGUGUGUGAGUGUGUGUCAGUUGUUCUGUAUGUUCUCACUCCAACAAA
Messenger RNA from Oncorhynchus kisutch (coho salmon), 1648 nucleotides. It is a transcript of the gene phox2a, whose product is annotated as paired like homeobox 2A. NCBI's taxonomy places the organism in Eukaryota, Metazoa, Chordata, Actinopteri, Salmoniformes, Salmonidae. The coding region runs from base 404 to 1300 and encodes 298 amino acids. Gene Ontology annotation, molecular function: DNA-binding transcription factor activity, RNA polymerase II-specific; RNA polymerase II transcription regulatory region sequence-specific DNA binding. Gene Ontology annotation, biological process: regulation of transcription by RNA polymerase II. The record is from RefSeq and is a predicted model, not a curated record. The transcript has 3 exons.